Aethina tumida (small hive beetle) is the source of this 2277-nucleotide messenger RNA. RefSeq names its product cullin-4B-like. Lineage: Eukaryota; Metazoa; Arthropoda; Insecta; Coleoptera; Nitidulidae. Gene Ontology annotation, molecular function: ubiquitin protein ligase binding. Gene Ontology annotation, cellular component: Cul4-RING E3 ubiquitin ligase complex. Bases 1 to 2217 code for a protein of 738 amino acids. The transcript has 2 exons. Gene Ontology annotation, biological process: protein ubiquitination; ubiquitin-dependent protein catabolic process; DNA damage response. The record is from RefSeq and is a predicted model, not a curated record.
AUGUUGACAAGUCUUUAUGAUUCGUUUCCACAAAACUCUGAAUGUGUGAAUCAUGCGCCAGAACUUAAAACGCAAACCAAAGGCAAAAAGAUGUUGGUGAUAAAAAAUAUGAAAGACUUUACUUCAGACGAGGAUAAACAUUUCGAAGAAACUAGGUGGACAAUAAACACGGCAAUAUUGUUAAUACUGGACGGUAAAGUUAUUAAUCACAACUUGGAAAAUCUUUAUUGCAUGGUGAACAACAUUCACAGUCCCCUCCAUAAAAUCCAACUCUACGAUCAUCUGCGAUUAUCUCUCGAAAUCUGCCUAACAAAUAUACUAUAUUCCCUAACACACGUUCCUCUUCUACUCCCAGACCUUGAUGAUACCUGGCGUUCGUUCUGCAAAAAUAGUAACACAGUGCGCAACAUAUUCUUGAGCAUCGACACGAAAACUAAACAGCAAACGGUCAAACAAAUAUGCAUGGACUUGUUCAAAACCCGCAUCGUUCUGAUUCCUAACAUAAAAACUAAAUUUAUUACGGAAGUUUUAUUUAUAAUAGAUAUGGAACGUAGGACGCAGCUGUUUAAACAGCAGAAGGCAACUAUUAAAUCAGUGGUUAAGAUGCUCGUCGAACUGGAAAUCUAUCAGACGUACUUUGAAGUGGAAUAUUUGUCCAACGCCAAAGCUUUUUACAUCGAGGAAGGGUCUAAGAAGAUAAAAGAGUUAAAUUUGGUGGACUACAUGUUACUUGUAAGUAUGAGAAUGGGCGAAGAAAUUGACAAGGUGAAAACCUAUUUGACUGAAAGUACAGUAUCCCAGUCCCUUCGUCUGAUUUGCCAGUACAUGAUUGAGGAACAUAUGUCGGAAAUUUUCGAUAAGGGUUUCAAAACUCUAAUUGAUACGAAAAUGUUAGAUCCAUUGAAACUUAUGUAUUUCCUUAUGAAUAAGGUUCCGAAAGGUCGUGAAAACUUACAGAAACAAUUCAGCGACUACAUUCUAAAUGAGGGCACGAUUAUUGUUAGCGAUCCUAAAAAGUUUACUAUAGAAAUACUGUUAAAUUUCAGAGAGAAAUUGGACAAAAUAGUUACGGUUUCAUUCGCAAAUGACCAGGAUUGUCGCAACGCAAUAAGAAUGGCGUUCGACAAAUUUAUUAACUUGUACAGUAACAAAACAGCUAUGUUGCUGGCAAAGUUUAUGGAUCAAAAACUAAAAGAUAAAAAUUUGUCGGAAUCGGAUUUGGAAGUAUUGUUCGACAAAGCAAUUUUACUGUUUAGAUUCAUUCACAGCAAGGAUAUUUUCGAAGCUUUUUAUAAAAGACAUCUAGCCAACCGACUGCUGAAUCGUCAGUCAACUAGCAAAGAUGCUGAAGGCAGCUUCAUCAAUCGACUGAAGAUUGAGUGCGGUACGCAUUUCAUCGUAAAAAUUGAGGGCAUGUUUAAAGACAUAUACGUAAAUUUAGACCUCAACGCAGCCUUUCAGGAUUAUUUAAAAAUUCAUCCCACCGAAAAUACAAACGCAGAUGUUUCAUUCCAGGUUUUGACACACAGUACGUGGCCUACAUUUAAAAAUUACUCAGUGAAUUUACCUCAAGACUUACUCAACUACCAAGCAUUAUUUCAGAAGUUCUACUUUUCAACUUAUAACGGCAGGAAAUUAACUUGGCAUUCGAAUUUGGGCCAUUCUGUUAUGAAGGCUUCUUUCGAAAACGGCAACAAAGAACUGCAAGCCCCUCUUUUCCAUACAGUUGUUCUCUUACUGUUCAACUCAUUCCAACAAAUCACAUUGACUGAAAUCAUAGACAUUCUCAAUUUAGACGAAAGAGAAAUUAAGAAGACGCUUCAUUCCUUAACUCGUGGAAAAAUAAGACUGUUGAAUAAAAAGCCGAUGGAAACUGAUAUAAAGGACGACGAUAAGUUCGAAAUAAAUGAACAAUUUAAAAAUAAACUGUUCAGAGUGAAAAUCAUCCCCCCGCCACUCAAGGAAUCGCCUGAGGAUGAAAAAGCUGUAGAAACCAGCGUGAUGAUGGAUCGACAACUUCAAAUUGACGCUGCUAUAGUAAGGAUUAUGAAAAAGAACAUUACAAUAAAUCACAAUGAUUUGCUUUCCGAACUGUUUGAGGCUCUAGGAGUUCCUGUUAAGGCAGUUGAAAUGAAGAAGAGGGUUGAACUGUUAAUUGAAAGGGAUUAUAUGCAGAGGGAUCAAGAUAAUCCUGAGAAAUAUAUUUAUGUAGCUUAGAAGUACGUUUAUUUAAUUAUUUUUGUUUUAUUAAUUUAAUAAACUUUAUUAUUUAUUUAA